UUACAGGUGAAUGGAGCUUGGGAGUUGCCAAGUUUCGUGUGUGAUUUCUACAUCGCAAUGGAUGUGACGUGUUCGACGUCAUCAAUCUUCAAUUUAGUUGCGAUUUCCAUUGAUAGGUACAUCGCAGUGACCCAGCCAAUAAAGUACGCAAAGCACAAGAAUAACAGGAGGGUUUGGCUGACGAUAGUCCUUGUAUGGGUCAUAUCGGUGGCCAUCGGAUCUCCCAUCGUCUUGGGACUCAAUAACACUCCAGACCGGGUGCCCGAUGCGUGUUUAUUUUACAACAGUGAUUUCAUUAUUUACUCGAGCCUUUCGUCAUUCUACAUUCCAUGCUUCAUCAUGAUGUUCCUUUACUACAAUAUUUUUAAGGCAUUACGAAAACGAGCGAUGCAAUCGAGGUUAAACCGGAAGCCGUUGCCCAGCGAAAUCAAACCAGGAUCUGUGAUAGAGAACGUUGCCAGCACCAGAAGAUUGGCGGAAACCGCUCUCGGGCCGACGACCGUUGAAGAGCCAGCGACCAACACUGGAUCAGGAUCGGGUGAUGAAGAUGACGAGCCAGCAGACGAAUGCCAGGUUAUUUCCAACGAUAAAAGCACAGAGUUCAUUUUGGCCACUGUUGUCGAAGAAGCAGCGACACAGCAAAAACUAAAUGAAACAACAAUUGACACACAACGUAAUAAACGUUCGUCCCAGAGGAGGUAAAGUAAUCAUAGGUAUCGUAUUGCCUGUCAACCUGCCCCCAAUAAUAAAACUUGCGUGUAUUCAUAGCAUGGAAAAAAUUUGGAAUUUUUAUGGACUGCACUUUUGCUUUGUUUCUUCGAAGCAAUAGCGAGUUUUCCUGUCACCACGAAAAACCCAAUUAUCCCGAGUCGGAGAAGUUUUUAAUUAAUUCCCGGUACACAUUACCACUAUCAGUGUGGACUAUAUCAUUGUAAUUAAAAUUUAUUCGGAAAGUAGUCAACGCAAACUGUUCCCCAUUUUCCGAGCACCGAGCCGAAAACGAAAAUAAUUCUAUGCCGUUAUAAGAGCAUGUGUUCCAAGUGAGAAUUAAAUUCCUGUUAAGAAUUCUCAUAUUAACUGCCUCUUUGUGCAUUGCAGUAUCGCAACACCCCCAUCCCCAUUUCAAUGGGGGAUUGGUGGCGAAAUCGGGUCUGAAAGCACUUCGGCUGGUGGGCGUUUAGAAAGCGGUGAUUAGAUUUCCAGUUGGAUUUGAUUCGGGGAUGUUAUUAGAUGUAAAAUACGUGUCGGUUCCCCCUAAGGUGAUGAAUUAAUAGAUCACUAAGUUUAUUGUUAUUUGCACGUAACCGUGUCGUUAGUUAAACACGCCGUUAUCCCCGAGACGAACAGGACCGUCACUUCCACAAAGUUUUAAUUGCGACAUUAACUAAUGAAAGCCCUAAUUAAGGUGAUAAUAAGAACAUAUUAUAUAAGCGUAUGUGUGCGUGCGCUCACAGAUACGUAUAAAUGUGCUUCAGAGAGAGAGAGAGAAUGUGUGUGUUUCUGUGUGUUAGAGAAGAAACGAGCAAAAAAGGUUUAAUGAGAUUCAUCAAAAACAAACAAGCCGCCUUCAACCUUCAUUAACAAUUUCGGCACGAAAUUUACAUUUAUAAAAGGUGCCACUGGAAAGUUUAACUUUUUAAUUUAUAUUAUUACAUUUUUUGAUUUAAACUUUUCAGCUCGGAACA
Messenger RNA from Nicrophorus vespilloides, 1685 nucleotides. RefSeq names its product dopamine D2-like receptor. The annotation marks the transcript as partial. Lineage: Eukaryota; Metazoa; Arthropoda; Insecta; Coleoptera; Silphidae. Gene Ontology annotation, molecular function: G protein-coupled receptor activity; dopamine neurotransmitter receptor activity, coupled via Gi/Go. Gene Ontology annotation, biological process: adenylate cyclase-activating adrenergic receptor signaling pathway. Gene Ontology annotation, cellular component: membrane. The record is from RefSeq and is a predicted model, not a curated record. The transcript is spliced from 4 exons.